UUCCAUCAACCAAAACCUUCUCUUCUCAACUAUAGUAAUUAAGAGAAGUAUUAAACUUUGAGAGAAAAUGGCUUCAAAAAGAACUACUUCUCUUGCCCUUUUUCUUCUUGUCAACCUUCUAUUUUUCUCUCUUGUUAGUGCAUGUGGCACUUGUCCUAGUCCAAAACCAAAACCAAAACCAAAACCAAAGCCUAAGCCAACCCGUAGCCCUAAUUAUAAAGGCAAGUGUCCUAAAAACACCCUAAAAUUAGGUGUUUGUGCUAAUGUUCUUGGAAAUUUACUUGGCCUUAAAAUUGGUAAUAUUCCAAAGAAACCUUGUUGUACUCUCAUAAAAGGACUUGCUGAUGUUGAAGCUGCCCUUUGCCUUUGCACUGCAAUUAAAGCAAAUGUUCUUGGGAUUAAUCUCAAUGUCCCUCUUUCACUAAGUCUUUUACUUAAUGUCUGUGGGAAAAAGGUUCCAUCUGGCUUUAUUUGCCCUUGAAAAAUUCAAUAUUUUGCUUUCACUUUUUCUUAUUUUUUGAGGGAUAUAUUGUAGUUUGUGUUAGCUUUUAGUUUCCAUUGUUUAUGCUAUGGUUGUGUAAUUUGAUGGAUGUAGUUUGAAAUUCUAAGUUUUCUAUACGAUUUGUAUUAAAUUAUAUCACAUAUCCUUAGAACCAUACACACUUCUCACUAUUCUCAUUCUCAUAGUCGAGAAUACACGUAUUUCUAUUUUUCUAUACGAUUUGUACCAAAUUAUAUCACAUAUCCUUAGAACCAUACACAAAUUUAACUCUAUCCAAUUCUUCGGGUAAAAAAGUUUGUUAUUGUAUUUGUACACGAAGUGGUGUAUGUGACAUUUGAUUUUGAGCUUCCUGUAUUUAGUUUUCAUGUAAUGGAAAGUCUAUUUAUCAUU
Messenger RNA from Nicotiana tabacum (common tobacco), 892 nucleotides. Its product is annotated as putative lipid-binding protein AIR1. NCBI's taxonomy places the organism in Eukaryota, Viridiplantae, Streptophyta, Magnoliopsida, Solanales, Solanaceae. The record is from RefSeq and is a predicted model, not a curated record.